Molecule: messenger RNA, 1257 nt
Organism: Peronospora matthiolae
Lineage: Eukaryota; Oomycota; Peronosporomycetes; Peronosporales; Peronosporaceae
Source: the annotation of a GenBank genome assembly
AUGGCGUCCAGCGUACGUACGUUCUUCUUCUCGCGCGGGUUACUCGCUGCGUGUUUCUUUGUCAUGCUCUUGUCUGCAGCGAUCGACCAGUAUCCAGGCGAAACCGAGCCGCGACCCCUUGAGUAUGACUACGACCUCCACUCGAGGGAGCAGGAAAGUCGAUACAACGAGACAAGAUCAUUGAUCCGCGACACGGAGCUCUUCGACGCGCCCAUCCUGGAGCACUUGUUCAUCAACCAAUCACUGAGUGCCGAAGACUUGGUCGUGGGUCCAGAUGAUCGGGCUUACGUCGGGUUGGCUGAUGGACGUCUCGCGAGCUUUCAAGUCCAAGCCACGGAACUGCGGAAUUUCUCCCGGACGGGCCAAGACGUUGCUGGGUGUGGAGCUCUGGACAUGGAACCAACGUGCGGACGACCGCUGGGACUUGCGUUUGCGGCAGCGCGCCCAUUUGCCAAGUUUAUCAAUCGGAUCCCAGCUGCCAGGUUGUUUCCAGGAGACCAGGUGCUGCUUGUGGCAGACGCGUAUAAGGGCGUGCUCCUCUUUGACGCCAAUGGUCAACGCACGCUGCUGUUUAGUCGAGUGGGGGAACAACACGUGAACUUCCUCAAUGGACUGGCAGUGGUGCAGGAAACGGGGGAGAUUUACGUGACGGAAUCGUCGCGUCGCUUUCAGCGCAAUCAAGUGGUUGUGGACUUUCUCGAACGUCGACCGACGGGGUAUUUGCUCCGGUUUGAUCCACGGGACGAGAGUGUGCAGGUGGAAGCGAGCGACUUGGGCUUCCCGAAUGGUUUGACGCUUGAUAAAGACGGCACGGGGUUAUUGAUUGCACUCAUGUUUCAGAACAAGAUCGUGCGCUUUGACCGCACGACGAAGCAGAUGAAGGACUUUGCAUUCCUGCCGGGGGAACCGGACAAUGUCUCGAUUGAGAAAGUCGGGGCGGGCGAAACCGAGACGUCCGUGUUGAUGGUAGGCCUUGUGUCGCGAAACGAUGGAGGAGCCUUUGAUUACGUCAAGCAGAGCGUCAAAACGCGCAAGAUGCUGUCGGUCCUGCCAACGUGGGCGACGGUGCUUUUCAUCCAGCGUCUUGGUGUGUUUGUAUCCUUGGACUUGGAGACGGGGGAGAUUCGACACGUGUAUGAGGCUUCGCGAGGACAGACCCCGAUUGUAUCGGGUGCUAAGCGUUUCGGUGACCAUAUCUACCUAACGAGCUGGUCUCGUUCUUCGCUCACGCGUAUCCCAGCAGCGAUGGUGCAGUAA